Seminavis robusta is the source of this 333-nucleotide messenger RNA. The record is from the annotation of a GenBank genome assembly. NCBI's taxonomy places the organism in Eukaryota, Bacillariophyta, Bacillariophyceae, Naviculales, Naviculaceae.
AUGGGUGUUACAAAAGAAGUUUUGAGAGCCGGUGAUGGUACCAACUUUCCAACGUCGGGGAACAAUUUGGUCAUGCACUACGUAGGCACACUGGCAUCCAAUGGUCAAAAGUUUGACUCGAGCAUCGACAAAGGACGUCCCUUUCGGUUCAAGAUUGGCGUGGGGAAAGUCAUUAGAGGGUGGGAUGAAGGCGUCAUGACAAUGAGUCUGGGAGAGAAGGCCAUUCUGCACAUUUCUAGCGACUUUGGAUAUGGAGCUCGUGGUGUCCAAGGAUACAUCCCGGCCAAUGCAGACUUGGAUUUUGAAGUGGAACUCCUCGAAAUCAACCCAUAG